AUGUGUGUUCUGGAAAACCUCAACAACAACACAGAGUGGUGCAGCAUCCCCAACGAUGUACCAAACAUCACAGAAGAGUCGGAAGACAGCUACUGGCCCAAUCUAGAAGCCAGCAUCGAUAACAACGAGAUCGAGUUCAAGGAUCUCUCAAUCGAGUGUGUGGUCUGCCGCUCCAACGUAACCAUCUUCCCAAAAGAUCACGUCGUUGAUGAGGAAGUUGGCGAGAGUCACAGGGCUAUUAUCCUCCCCUGUGGACACAUCUUUGGUGCCUCGUGCGUCAAGAGAUUCUUCGAUUUGAAGACAGAGGAGGGAGCUCGUGCCUCCUGUAUCAAGUGUCGAGCCGCCUGCUACCAUUCCCACCCAGACUGUGGACACCCCUUCUAUGGGGAACCCAUGCCCUCGCAUAAGCCAGGCAUGGCCUUCACGCCUCAUGUCUUGGGCAAAGGCGGCAAGAUAGAUGACUGCUGCAAGAUGUGCACCUAUAAAAAAGCCAUCUACGAUAUUACAGCAGAAAUUCAGCGAGCACCAGACCUCCCUGAGGACAUGAAGAAGUCCCUUGGUGUUGUUCUGACGGUUGAUGGCAAGUCUUAUACCACUCGUCGAGUUGUGAUGAGCCGCCUGCAAGAGGUGUACUUUCCCACUUCUGUUGCGGACCUCUUCGUUGAAUACAAGAAUCGACUGGAGGAGAAGGAAGGCGGGCAGGACUACUGGAUCAGUGGCUAUCUCAGCCAGUGCAAGGUCAAAUUAUAUGUACUUGCACCACAGAACUAG
This is a messenger RNA of Fusarium odoratissimum NRRL 54006, 771 nucleotides long. RefSeq lists its product as uncharacterized. Lineage: Eukaryota; Fungi; Ascomycota; Sordariomycetes; Hypocreales; Nectriaceae. The record is from RefSeq and is a predicted model, not a curated record. Bases 1 to 771 code for a protein of 256 amino acids. The transcript has a single exon.